AUGGAAGAAUGGAUGCUGUCGACUUGCCUGGAGAAGCUGUUUUCAGGAGAUUUGAUGGAGUGGAUGCGGGGGAGAAAAGGAGGGGCGAACACAGAGGAAAUGAGCAAAAAUUUGAAGUUUUACUUGCUGGCGGCUAAAAGCUUGUACUAUGAUGCUGAAGAGAAGCACAUCACUAGCUCCGACGGCAAGGCUUUGGUUGCUGAGCUGCAGGAGCUUCUGUACGACGGAGAGGACGCCCUGGAGACCAUCGAUUUUCAUGACGUCCAAUCCAAACAGAGAAAGGAACAAGGCAGCAGCGCGAUCCAGGUAUUCGACUACUUGUCCCAACUCGUCUCUCCUUUCGGUAAAAAGAUAGAACCUGAGCUUGUCAAGACCAUUAAUUGUUUGGAAUGUAUUCUCAAACUCAAGAACAUGUUUGGUUUCAAAGAAGGUGCUGACAGUAUUAGACCUCUCCGGAGGAUACCCUCAACCUCUUUUGUUGAGGAAUCUAAGCUUUAUGGCAGAGAUUCUGAUAUUGAGGCCAUUGUUGGUUGGUUGCUCUCUGAUGAUGAUGAUGCUGAUGCUGAUGCCUGUGGCACUAAUAAGUUUGCACUCAUAGUGGGCCCUGAUGGGAUUGGCAAGUCUGCUCUUGCUCAAUUCGUCUUCUCUGAUGAUCGAAUUAACGCCCACUUUGACCUUCUGCUCUGGGUCCCUGUGUUAGAUGACUUUGAUGCUCUCAGAAUGACUAGAACACUUUUGGAGGAGCUCACUUGCCAACCCCCCUGUAAUCCGCUGGAGGAGGAUGCAUCCCGACUUCAAGCUAGAUUGAAGGAUGCUUUGGCCGGCAAGAAUUUCCUACUUGUUCUGGAUUCUAACUGCAACCGCAAUCCUUUUGAUCCACAUGCCCUGGGGAUUCUUUCUGAGUUUGGAGGUAGUAGGAGUAAGAUCAUUAUGACCGCUUCCACAUGUCCUGAACCUGUGCUGAUGCCUACCUUCACAAUUAUUCACCUCCUCAACCCCAUUUCUCAUGAUGAAGAUUGCUGGAAGCUAUUCGCCGAGCGCAUCUUUCAUGGCGUCGCCACAUCCUCACAUUUUCCUCAGUAUCUGGAAAUAGUUGGCAAAAGGCUUGUUAGCAAAUGCCAAGGCAAUCCCUUCGCAAUCAAAUUGAUUGGCUCCAUUUUGCGGCUUGAACCCAAUCCUGAGGAAUGGGACAGGAUUCUAAGCAGCCCAAUAUGGAAGCGGUCUGAAAGGGAGAGUGAUAUUCUUCCUGCUCUAUGGUUCAGCUACCUUUCCCUUCCUCAACAUCUCAAGCGAUGCUUUACUCACUGCUCAAUAUAUCACUGUGGUUAUGAAUUCCAGAUGCAAGACUUAAUCUUCUUGUGGAAUGCAGAAGGGCUUCUGGAACCUCAAAAUGGGAAGACCAUCGAACAAGUUGGGGAAGAGUACUUCCAUGAUCUGAAAUCGAGGUCCUUGAUCCAUCAAUCAAGACAAAACGAAUCCUAUUUCACCAUGCACUGCCUUGCGAACAAUUUGGCUACAUCGCUGUCAGGACAGUUCUGUUUGAGGCUGGAGAACAAUAGCUCCUUCACCCCUGUGCGCAAGACUCGUCAUCUGUCCUAUAAGAGACGAGAGAUUCAGGACGUCAAGAAAUUUGAGGCUUUGUCUGAAAGCAAGCGCCUGCGCACAUUCCUGCCUUUGGGACCCAUGGAGGACAACAAAACAUUCAAAUGGGACCGCUCAGUGCUGACAAAGUUGUUCCGAAUUCUGACAUACUUGAGAGUGCUUUCUCUGUCCAUGUAUCCUAUCACCCAGUUGCCUGAUUCCAUUGGCAUGUUGAAGCAUCUAAGAUACUUGGACUUGUCUUAUACUCAGUUGCAAGCGAUACCUGAUGUAGUUUGUAGUUGCUUUCACCUGCAGACUUUACUAUUGGUAUGCUGUACCGCUCUUGCUCGACUGCCAUUCCUUAUGAGGCACCUAACCAAGUUACGCUGCCUUGACACUACAGGCACGCCUCUGGUGGAGAUGCCUCCGCACAUGUCCGCUUUGAAAGACCUGCAGACGUUAACCAAUUUUGUUCUGGGCAAGGCCAAUGGAUCUCGCAUCAAGGAGCUUCAGAAUCUUCAAUUGUGUGGAAGACUUUGUAUUUCAGGGCUCCAAAAUGUUAUUGUUGGGGAUAUUUUGCAGGCCAAUUUAGAGGGUAAGUUGCAGCUAACCGAUAUAUGUUUCAAAUGGGAUGGUCCCGCUGACAAUUCAGAAGUCGAACUUCAAGUCCUUGACAGCCUCCGGCCUCCCAGGAAGGUGGAGAAAUUAUCUGUCUGCUCUUAUCGAGGUACCAGAUUCCCUGAAUGGUUUGGAAAUGCUUCAUUUACCAAUUUAUGCUGCAUCUGUUUAAGCGAUGGUGAAAACUGUUUUCAAUUGCCUUCGCUUGGCCAGUUACCUUUUCUCAUCAAGCUCUACAUUAAGGGGUUUGGUAAGUUGGCAGUCAUAGGCAAGGAGUUUUAUGGUUCAGUGGCAAAUCCAUUUCCUUCCUUGGAAAUUUUACACUUUGGCGAUAUGCCAGAAUGGCAAAUAUGGUUGCUUCUGGGAGGUGGAGCUUUCUCUUGCCUUAGGGAUCUUUCUAUGAUAGAGUGUCCCAAAUUAACUGGCAGCAUACCUAAUACGAAAGGUACUCUCAGAAUUGAGGGAUGCCCUAGAUUACAGAUUUGA
This is a messenger RNA of Ziziphus jujuba (common jujube), 2685 nucleotides long. RefSeq names its product putative disease resistance RPP13-like protein 1. The transcript has a single exon. Lineage: Eukaryota; Viridiplantae; Streptophyta; Magnoliopsida; Rosales; Rhamnaceae. Gene Ontology annotation, biological process: defense response to other organism. The coding region runs from base 1 to 2685 and encodes 894 amino acids. The record is from RefSeq and is a predicted model, not a curated record. Gene Ontology annotation, molecular function: ADP binding.